This is a messenger RNA of Owenia fusiformis, 1645 nucleotides long. The record is from the annotation of a GenBank genome assembly. NCBI's taxonomy places the organism in Eukaryota, Metazoa, Annelida, Polychaeta, Sabellida, Oweniidae.
AUGGCUGAAAUGGAGAUCACUCCCAUGGAUGGUCUUGCAUCGUCUAUUGCUAAACUGUGUUCUAAAAUGGACAAUGUUGUAAAAUCUGUGGAUGCUAACACGUUAUCUCUACAAGACUUGAAACAAAGUUUUGAUGCAACUUCCAAAAAGGUUGAGGAACACAGCUCUGAAAUAGAGUCCCUUAAGACUGAUAAUAGCAAACUUACACGCUAUAUUGGGAUACUUGAGGGCAGGAUUAACAGGCUCGAACUUAAGUCUGAUCAACAUGAUGAUGACUUGGAAGAUCUAAGACUCCGCAGUAUGCGCUUAAACGUGUGUUUCUACAAUGUUCCUGAACAAAAGGGUGAAGAUGUUAAACUUGUGGUUCUCGGAAUCCUGACCAAAGCAAUGGGUAUACCUAUUGAGGCAAUUCGCUCAUCCUCUAAUUUAGCUGGUUCAGUUAUGAUUGACGUAGCACAUAGAUUUGGAGGAGGUAGAACAAGGCCUAUUGUUGUACGCUUUUCGGACCGUUCAGGCCAAAUGUUGGUGAUGUCUCAUGCCAAAAACCUAAGAAACAGUUCUGUGAACAUUUCUGACCAACUGCCUAACACAAUGAACAGAAAACAUGUUGCCCAACUUCCCAAGCUAAAAUCGCUACGCUCAGAAAACAAUGGAGUCCAGGGAUUUAAGGCUCAUCUAAACAGAGGUGUACUUGUGGUUAAUGGUGUAAAGCAAGAUCCAGGGUUUGUGAACAAUCCCCUCGAUCUACAGCUUAAGGAUAUAUCCCCCGACAUAUGCAGGGACGAUAUUGCAGCCUCCAAAGUACACAUGCGUUAUAAUAAUAUCAUCCAAGGGUUUUGCUGCAACGUUGCUGACAAGUCACAAGCGAAAGCAGCCCUGGCUACUCUUAUCAGUGAUUGUGAUGUGAGUAAUGCAGAUCACCGCUCGUACGCGUACCGAUAGUUGCUGACUCGGGUCUCCAAGAAGGCAACAGUGAUGACAGAGAUUAUGGCACCAGUAGGAUUAUACUCGACAGAAUGCAAGAACUUAAUAUUUUGAAUGCCAUCGUUGGCAUUUCACGUGUGAACAAAGGCAAACUCAAUGGUAAAGUCCUAAAAGAACUGGUCCUGGAGGGCUGUAAUGAAGCACUGAGGAAAGCUGGACUCAUACAAGCUUAAUUUCAUCAUCAACGUAUGAUCACCCUAGUUGAUUCUUAGUAAUUGUGGUUAGAUUACUGCAUUGCAUCGACACCAAGGUGUCUGUUUUUAUUUUAUUUUGUUUAUGUUUUGAGGCUACCCAAGGGGCAUUUCAGUUCAUUAUUGGACUGUAACACUUACACUAUUGUUUUCCACCUCUAGCUUUUUCAGUUAACGGGUGUUGAUCAGGUAGUGACAGAGAGAGACCAAUGUGUCUAGUUGAUUCUUAGUAAUCGUGGUUAGAUUACUGCAUUGCAUCGACACCAAGGUGUCUGUUUUCAUUUAUUUUUUGUUUAUGUUUUGAGGCUACCCAAGGGGCAUUUCAUUUCAGUUCAUUAGUGGACAGUAACAUUAACACUAUUGUUUUUCACCUUUAGUUUUUAUCAGUUUGUUGAUCAGGUAGUGGCUGAGAGAGAUAAAUCAAGCGAAUGCAUUAUUAUUACUCAGCAAUUUAUUGUUCCACAACAUGU